GCUUGGAGUCGGUGGCUUUUGUGCAGGGAGUAGAAUAACAAUAAGCCAUGGCUUCUGAGGAGAGAGUGAGAGAGGAGAGGGGGGAGUGUCUCAGGCCAUCUCUCCAGGAACGGAACCCUAUUCCUCCAUAUAUGCCACGCUUUUGUUCUUGAAUCUAGCCCAAUUCUACACAGAAGGGGAGAUAGAAAAUUAGAGAGAGAGAGAGAGAGAGAGAAGAAAGAAUGUUCCCGUCCAAGAAGGCAACUGUGAGCUCACAUGAUCGGGGUAUGUGCGUCCAAGGGGACUCUGGCCUUGUCCUCACCACCGAUCCCAAGCCCCGGCUUCGGUGGACUGUGGAGCUCCAUGAUCGCUUCGUCGACGCCGUUACUCAACUCGGAGGACCUGACAAGGCCACACCGAAAACCAUCAUGAGAGUUAUGGGUGUCAAAGGUCUUACUCUCUACCAUCUCAAGAGCCAUCUCCAGAAGUUCAGGCUGGGAAAGCAACCUCACAAGGAACUCAAUGAUCAUUCUUUUAAGAAUGCUGCUUCCCUCGAGCUACAAAGAAACGCAGCCUCUUCAUCGGCAAUGAUGGGUCGUCACAUGAACGAGAACGUGCACGCUGAAGCAAUUCGGAUGCAGAUGGAAGUCCAUAGGCGACUGCAUGAGCAGUUAGAGGUGCAGAAACACCUCCAGCUGAGGAUCGAAGCGCACGGGAAGUACAUGCAGAGUAUCUUGGAGAGAGCAUGCCAAACACUGGAAGCUGAAAGCUUGGUUUCAGGAAGCUAUAAAGGCCAUGGGGACCAAGGAGUCGCCGAUAUGGGCGCCAUCAAAGAAAUGGGUUCUCCCAUGAGCUUCCCUUCGCUCCAAGAUCUCCACUUGUGUGGUGGAGACCAACUCGAUCUGCAAUCACAGGUCGAUGGGCCUCUCGACGGGUUUUAUCCGAUCAGCGACAGCAUUCUGGGGAAGAAGAGAAUGAUCUGGGCAGAUGAUCUGCGUCUACAGGAACUUGGAUCAACCUCGGCGUGCGUUGGACCCAAGGAAGAGCCAUGCUGCAAGAGCGAGCAGCUUCAGAUUGUACCAUCGGUGAUCGACGCGGCCAUCAGCUCCGAUCCGAUGGCAAAUGUUUACGAGGGAAAGCCUGUGCUCUCGAUGGAGAGGCCCGGGGAGAAGCAGUACGAAGGAUCAUUGAAGCUCGACAGGCCAUCUCCGAGAAGAGCUUCUCUUCCCAUGGAAAGGAUUAAUGCCAUGAUGGCGGGUGGUGCAGUGCCCCAAGCAAGCAACCGGUCUUAUGGCUGAGGUUUCCUAUGACCGCUUGCAAGAGAUUAACCAUGUCACCUUUAAAUAAGAGAUCGAGAUGGGGUUGUCUGCCUAACCAUUAAACUUGGAUUAGCUAUAAGUGGAGUACUUGUAUGAUGGUUAAAGCUACUGUUAUGACAUUUAUGUCCGUCAUUAUCUUUCUGUUUCUUGUGGGUGAGAUAGAAUGCUUCCUCCUGUAAGGAAGUGUACUGUGACAAUGCAAUGCAAUACAGAAUAGAUCUUAUUUCUCUCA
This is a messenger RNA of Musa acuminata AAA Group (dessert banana), 1530 nucleotides long. Its product is annotated as myb family transcription factor IPN2. The record is from RefSeq and is a predicted model, not a curated record. NCBI's taxonomy places the organism in Eukaryota, Viridiplantae, Streptophyta, Magnoliopsida, Zingiberales, Musaceae. The transcript has 6 exons. Bases 222 to 1277 code for a protein of 351 amino acids. Gene Ontology annotation, molecular function: DNA binding; DNA-binding transcription factor activity.